Messenger RNA from Lutzomyia longipalpis, 1009 nucleotides. RefSeq names its product pyridoxal phosphate homeostasis protein. The record is from RefSeq and is a predicted model, not a curated record. Bases 139 to 912 code for a protein of 257 amino acids. Lineage: Eukaryota; Metazoa; Arthropoda; Insecta; Diptera; Psychodidae. Gene Ontology annotation, cellular component: intracellular anatomical structure. Gene Ontology annotation, molecular function: pyridoxal phosphate binding. The transcript has 3 exons.
AAUGUAGUGUGGAAUUUGUGGUGAAAUUGAGAUAAAGUUUGGUGAAAAAUAGUGACAAUCAGCUGAUUUUUUCGGUCUCUUGAACAAAAAAUAAACAAUUUUAAAUUAAUUAUUAAUUUUUGUUGAAUUAUUGAUUUUAUGUUUCGAAAAAUCAUGUCUGAAGUGGACAUCAAACAGAAUCUAAAAUUAGUUGUUGAAAAAAUUGAGGAAGCUUUCCGGAAGCGUUCACCGAGUCUGCAGACAGAAAAACCCUAUCUUGUUGCUGUUUCCAAGACAAAACCAGCUGAAUUGGUUGUGGAGGCGUACUCAGCUGGUCAGAGGCACUUUGGGGAGAAUUAUGUCCAAGAGUUGGUGGAAAAGUCCCAUAAUCCUGAACUUCUAGAGAAAUGCAAGGAGAUUAAAUGGCAUUUUAUUGGGCACCUUCAGAGCAACAAAGUAAACAAAGUAUUGGCAGUUCCGGGACUCUACAUGAUUGAGACGGUGGACUCGGUAAACUUGGCAACAGCGAUUAAUAAAGCAUGGGAGAAGUUCAGGAAGGAAGAGACGGAGAAUUUGAAGGUUCUCGUGCAGGUGAACACAAGUGCUGAGGAUGUCAAGAGUGGCAUUGACCCAAAAGAAGCUAUUAAUCUCUAUAAGUUCAUCAAGGAUCAAUGUCCCAAUUUGCACGUAGAGGGUAUAAUGACCAUUGGAAAGUUUGGUCAUGAUUACUCUACAGGACCUAAUGAGGAUUUUAUUGCACUAAUGCAAUGCUAUGAUGAGAUUGUGAGGGAACUCCAACUCAAUCCUCGUGAACUUCACGUCUCAAUGGGCAUGUCGAAUGAUUAUGAACAUGCGAUCGCCGCCGGAAGUACGAUCGUCCGUGUUGGAACCUCAAUAUUUGGUGCACGGACGCCAAAGAGUGAUGCCAAAUGAAUUCUCUUUAAUAUGAUCUCUGUAUUUUCUUCAGCAUGAGAAAUAUUCUCUCAUUCAGUCUUCCAAUAAACAGCCGGAGCUCAGCCGUUAAAAAAGA